AUGCUCUGGCGCACGAAGUCCCACCACAGCCAGGCGUCCGAAGCGGACGCCUCGGUCGCGCGUACCGCGUCCCCGUCCCAGAAUGAUCCGUCCGCUUCCGCCGAUCAAGCUGCGGGCACUGCGUGGCUCGCUGGACACUUACACCACCUUACGCCGGGGCAGGAUGAGAAACUGGUCGAAUUCAAGACUGUCUGCGCUGAGCGCAAAUACUAUACACCUGGUGUGGAACAGGGUGGCGAGACUCAGCCGCCAAGCCAUGAUGAUGCGACUAUGCUGCGCUUCCUGAGAGCUCGCAAGUUCGAUGUCGAGGCUGCCUGGGGUCAGUUCAAGGAUACGGAGGACUGGCGAAAGGAGAAUAAGAUCGAGGACCUGUAUGCGCAUAUUGGCGUGGAUUCAUACGAGGCUGCUCGUCGCAUGUAUCCUCAGUGGACCGGUCGUCGUGAUCGCCGCGGCAUUCCCGUCUACGUCUUCGAGAUCCGCCACCUCGACAACAAGGCUGUGGCUGCUUUCAACACUACGGCGACCACCGGUAUCCCCGAGACACACAAGUCUUCUUCCGUCCCGGCUCGUCUGCUAAACUUGUUCGCUUUGUAUGAGAAUCUUCUCAACUUUGUUAUGCCGCUGUGCUCGACGCUGGCGCGACCUAACCCCGAGACGCCCAUCGUCACAUCUACUAACAUUGUCGAUGUGGGCGGCGUUGGACUGAAGCAAUUCUGGAACCUGAAGAGCCACAUGCAGGAUGCCAGUGUGUUGGCAACAGCUCACUACCCCGAGACGUUGGAUCGCAUUUUCAUCAUCGGUGCUCCAAGUUUCUUCCCUACCGUUUGGGGCUGGAUCAAGCGCUGGUUCGACCCCGGCACUACUUCGAAGAUCUUCAUUCUGUCCGCCGCCGAGGUGAAGCCGACUCUGACCUCCUUCAUGGAGCCCUCCAGCAUCCCCAAGCAAUACGGUGGCGAACUCGAGUGGCAAUGGGGCGACAUGCCCAACCUGGACGAGCCAGCGAAGGCGAAGCUCCAGGGCAUCGAGCAGACCUCGCCCGAGGGCAAGAAGGAGAUGCUGAAGGGACCCAUGCUGUUCAAGGGUGACCACAUCGAGGUGCUGGGCAGCCAAAGUGGCAAGGAUAGACGGGAGACCAUCCCGGUGCCUUCAACUGAGACUUCUGCCGAGUCCAACGAGAAUCCAGCCGGUGACGUCGUGGCACCUUCUGCCUCCACUGAGAACGAGAAGACAGGCAUCGACGCAGUCAACGUGAACCAGGUGAAUGAGACCGAGACUCAAACCGCGACCGCUGCCGCAUAG
Messenger RNA from Penicillium maclennaniae, 1299 nucleotides. RefSeq names its product SEC14 family lipid-binding protein. The record is from RefSeq and is a predicted model, not a curated record. Bases 1 to 1299 code for a protein of 432 amino acids. The transcript is spliced from 4 exons. NCBI's taxonomy places the organism in Eukaryota, Fungi, Ascomycota, Eurotiomycetes, Eurotiales, Aspergillaceae.